CACCCCGCCCGACCUUCACCACCGCAAAGCGCCGAUCCGCCUUCUCGCCCCGCCCCGCCUGCUCCCUCCUGUUAGCCUUCAACCACCGCGACCAUGAUCUGCAGCUCGUGCGGCGAGGACUCGGUGGUCGAGAUGGACGCCCAGACCGUGUGCACCAUGUGCGGCACGGUCAUGUCGGAGAACGGCAUCGUGAGCGAGAUCACGUUCGGCGAGACGUCGGGCGGUGCGGCCAUGGUGCAGGGCAGCUACGUCGGAGCCGACCAGACUCGUGCUCGGGCCCCGGCCGGCUACCGUCAACGCGGCAUUGCGACGCAGGAGUCGAGGGAACAAACCCUUCUCAACGGCCGUCGCCGCAUCUUCGAGCUCGCCACCGGUCUGCGCCUUAGCGAGCACCUGUCGAACGUCGCGACCCGCUUCUUCAACCUCGCCGUCAACAGCAACUUUACCAAGGGCCGCCGCACGCAGUACGUCGCGGCGGCUUGCCUGUACGCGGCGACCCGGCAGGCCAACGGCACCCAGAUGCUCAUCGACUUCUCCGACCUCAUCGAGAUCAACGUCUUCGUCCUCGGCUCGACCUACCUCAAGCUCGUCCGAGAGCUGCACAUCAACGUCCCCGUCAUCGAUCCCGUCAUCUACAUCACCCGCUUUGCGGCCCUCCUCGACUUUGGCGACGAGACGCAGAAGGUGGCGCUCGACGCGACCCGCCUCGUCAACCGCAUGGGCCGCGACUGGAUGCAGAUUGGGCGCCGCCCGUCGGGCAUCUGCGGCGCGUGCCUCCUCCUCGCGGCGCGCAUGAACAACUUUCGCCGCUCGAUCGAGGAGAUCGUCCAGGUCGUCAAGAUCGCCGACGUCACGCUGCGCAAGCGCCUCGCCGAGUUCAAGGAGACGGCGAGCGGCAGCCUCACGGUCGCCGACUUUCGGUCCAUCUGGCUCGAGGAGACGCAGGACCCGCCGGCGUACACGCAGGGCAUCAAGCGCGAGGAGAAGGCGCGCGCGACCAAGUCGCGCAAGCUCCGCGACGACUCGGCCGCGUCCGAGGCGAGCAGCGGGCCCGGGCAGGACCCGGCCGACGAGGUGCUCGAGGGCGAGGGCCACGAGCAGUACGACGACGCGAUGCGCGACGAGAUGGCGACCUACCUCGGCUCGACCGUCGGCGCCACACUCGCCCACGAGCUCGACCAGCAGGACGCCAAGCGGCUCGCCAAGGUCUCGCAGACGCCGCCGUUCCAGCUCGACGAUAACGACCGCCUCGACGACCUCGACGAGGACGAGCUCGACGCCUUCAUCCUCACGCCCGAGGAGGUCGAGGUCAAGAAGCGGCUGUGGAUGAACGCCAACAAGGACUACCUGCGCGAGCUCGCCGAGAAGCAGACGGGCCCCGACGGCGAGCUCAAGCCCAUCUCGCAACGACCUCGCAAGCGCACCAAGCCUCGCGACGCCGAGACGGCGACGGGCCUCACUGCCGCCGACGCGACGACCAAGAUGCUCGAGAAGAAGAAGUUCUCCAAGAAGAUCAACUACGACGCGAUCCGCAACCUGUUCGAC
This is a messenger RNA of Rhodotorula graminis WP1, 1545 nucleotides long. RefSeq lists its product as uncharacterized. The annotation marks the transcript as partial. The record is from RefSeq and is a predicted model, not a curated record. The transcript has 7 exons. Gene Ontology annotation, molecular function: RNA polymerase III type 3 promoter sequence-specific DNA binding; RNA polymerase III general transcription initiation factor activity; TBP-class protein binding. Gene Ontology annotation, cellular component: transcription preinitiation complex; transcription factor TFIIIB complex; nucleus. Gene Ontology annotation, biological process: DNA-templated transcription initiation; transcription by RNA polymerase III; transcription preinitiation complex assembly. NCBI's taxonomy places the organism in Eukaryota, Fungi, Basidiomycota, Microbotryomycetes, Sporidiobolales, Sporidiobolaceae.